AUUAGUACGAAACUAGAGCAAGAAAAUCUACAUCAAUACAUACAUACUUUAUGCUGAAUGAAGUUAAUAGUAAUGGCGAAAAGAACCAUAACUUUUGUCACCAGCAAUUCGAAGAAGUUAGAAGAAGUGAGAGCAAUAUUGGGCACUGAUUUUCCGUUUGAAUUAGAGAGCCAUAAAUUAGACUUGCCAGAACUUCAAGGUGAGAUCGAUGAAAUUUCAAUUCAAAAGUGUCAAGAGGCUGCGCGGAGACUAAAGAAGCCUGUGCUUAUUGAGGACACUUCUUUGUGCUUUAACGCGCUGAAUGGGUUGCCAGGACCCUACAUAAAAUGGUUCUUGGAUAAACUAAAGCCUGACGGUCUGGUUAAGUUACUAACUGGAUGGGAAGACAAGUCUGCAGAGGCAGUAUGCACUUUUGCCUAUUGCCCUGGUGACACCGAAGACUACAGUGUGACUAUUUUCCAAGGCAAAACACAAGGAACAAUUGUGGCACCAAGGGGAUCAAGAGGCUUCGGUUGGGGCUAUGUGUUUGAACCAAAUGGUUAUGUCAAUACAUAUGCAGAGUUGCCUAGUGAGGAGAAAAAUAAAAUUUCUCACAGAUCUAAGGCUCUAGAUAAACUGGUUUGAACCAAUCAAGUUCUGGUUAUAUGCUCGAUGUUUGAACCACAAUUACGGACCGAAAGCAAAUAAAUGCAGUAUGGCAUGUAUCUACGAGUAUGUGAUGGAUGUGUAUUAUGAUUCCACU
Hyposmocoma kahamanoa is the source of this 742-nucleotide messenger RNA. RefSeq names its product inosine triphosphate pyrophosphatase-like. The transcript has 2 exons. Gene Ontology annotation, biological process: nucleoside triphosphate catabolic process. Bases 58 to 624 code for a protein of 188 amino acids. The record is from RefSeq and is a predicted model, not a curated record. NCBI's taxonomy places the organism in Eukaryota, Metazoa, Arthropoda, Insecta, Lepidoptera, Cosmopterigidae. Gene Ontology annotation, molecular function: nucleoside triphosphate diphosphatase activity. Gene Ontology annotation, cellular component: cytoplasm.